AGCGGCGGCUGCUGGGAGGGCCCAGCGGGUAGGCGGGGGCGACCACGGCUGCCGUGGGAACUGUGCAGCCUCGACUUGGCCUCCCCCAUCUGGGCGGCGGUGCGAAACAGCUCGAUCUCGCAGCCCCGGGUCGCUAGGGGCCGAGGAGGCGUCAUCUUUUCCCCCCCAUGCAGGACCACAGAGACGAGAGCGGCAUCCUUCGCUGUCCACGCAGGACCAUCCUCUGCCCACCGGCCGAGUACAGUGACAGGCCAUCAAAGCCGAAUCCGAACUUGAAUUCUGUGCAGCUGAUUGCAGAGCUGGACUGGGAUAUUCAACUACCGGUGUACAAAAGUCAACUUAUCCCUGAAGCAAGCUUUCCCACGGACGGUACCUUUGCAGAGGCUGGAAGUGAAAUUAAGGCCGCACACUUUGUUUUUGAGUUCAUUUCCUAUUGAGAUACACGGAAGGAAGAGCCCAGGAACGUUGCUUUGAGUAUUCCUCCUGCAGAUUAGGCUUUUCUAAUAAGCCUGAGCAUCUUGUUAUAUAUAGACAAUCAUUACAUCAUGGCUAGCAUCAUUGCACGUGUGGGUAGUAGCUGGGGGCAGAACACACCCUUGCCAAGACUUGGGGGGAGGAGUCUUGGUCCUUUAAAGGUCAACAUGGCAGAAAGAAACAUGAAGUUGUUUUCAGGGACGGUGGUGCGAGCCCAAGGGGAAGAUAACUUUGAAAACUGGCUGAUCCAAGUCAAUGGGGUCCUACCAGAUUGGAAUAUGUCCGAGGAGGAAAAGCUCAAGCACCUGAUGAAAACCCUUAGGGGCCCAGCUGGGGAGGUCAUGCAUUUGCUCCAGGCAGUCAACCCCAGCCUAAGUGUGGCAGAUUUCUUGAGUGCAAUGAAAUUGCUGUUUGGGGAGUCUGAAAGUAGCGUCACUGCCCAUGGUAAAUUUUUCAACACUUUGCAGGCACAAGGGGAGAAAGCCUCCCUUUAUGUGAUCCGUUUAGAGGUGCAGCUCCAGAACGCUAUUCAGGCAGGGAUCAUAGCUGAGAAAGACGCAAACCAGACUCGCCUGCACCAGCUCCUUUUAGGGGCUGAGCUGAAUGGGGACCUGCGCUACAGGCUGAAGCAUCUCCUCAGGAUGUACACAAAUGAGCAGGAACAUCUCCCCAAUUUCCUGGAGUUAAUCAAGAUGAUAAGGGAGGAUGAGGAUUGGGAUGACACUUUUAUGAAACUGAGGUGGGCAAAGAGAUCUGAGCUAAUCAUAGAGAGGGCAGCAAGCCCUGUGGCAUUUCAGGGCCCCCAGCCAAUAGCAAUCAGCAGUGCUGACUGCAGCGUGAGAGAGCUAGAAGAUAUCCUCAAUGACUCAGAUGAGGAUGUGAUCCUGGUGGCGUCUCCGGACCCUCCACUUCCAUCCAUGGGUGCCGCUCCCCUCAGAGGCAGGGUCAGACCUCAGGAUCAAACACUGGUCAUUGAUGCCCCCAGCAGUUCCUGGGCUCAGUCUCCUUCUACCAGUGGGGUUUCUGGGGAUAUGCAUAGAUCCAAGAAGCGAAAAUACCAAUCCACAAUCCGCUGUUCCUGUUGUGGCACGGAGGGCCACUCAAAGGAAACCUGUGACAAUGAGAGCAACAAGGCCCAGGUAUUUGAGAAUCUGAUCAUCACCCUGCAGGAGCUGACACAUACAGAGGAGGAGAGGUCAAAAGAGGUCCCUGGUGAACACAAGGACCCCUCUGAGCCACAAAGAGGUCUUGGAUACCAGCAAAGUGAAGGGCACGGCCUGACCUCUGUUCCUGCUCCCUCCUCCAUCUGUGUAUUCUGUGUUUAUUUCCUUGAUGACUUUAUUUCAUGAAAGGAGUAUAAUUCUCUGUUAAACUUUCAAAAAAUAGAGGAAAAUACAAAAACUCUAAAGUACAAAUUACCUGAAACACUCCACUCUUAUAUAACCACUGUCAGCCAUUUGAUGAAUGUUCUUCUAGUUAUUUCCUGUACCUGUGUACGCAGAUAGAUAUAUGUACAGAGAAAAGUGAUCAAGUAUCAGUGCUGUUCUGUACUGUGUAUUUUUCACCAAACAAUAUAUGUUGUGGCUGUCUAUGUCAAUAAAUAUAUAUAA
This is a messenger RNA of Hipposideros armiger (great roundleaf bat), 2084 nucleotides long. It is a transcript of the gene ZCCHC18, whose product is annotated as zinc finger CCHC-type containing 18. NCBI's taxonomy places the organism in Eukaryota, Metazoa, Chordata, Mammalia, Chiroptera, Hipposideridae. The record is from RefSeq and is a predicted model, not a curated record. Gene Ontology annotation, cellular component: nucleus.